CUGCACGGCGGCGGCCGAACGUGUUAAAUGGCUGUGCGUCGGCCAUGAUGGCUUUGAGCAGGGACCGUGUCACGCAAACAUGUUUUCAAAGUGAUAUAUCUCGUUUGGUGACUGAGUGACCGUGUUCCAGCGCGAUGGCCGGGGAACGAUGAGGCCCUGAGCGCUCUCUGUGCCGGGUAAUUCGGCCCCAGGGCCCCCAGCCAGGCCUCAAUAGCCAGGUCCACGGCGUUCCGCGAGCCCGAGGCCCCCCCAGCCGACCCGACUGGCCUCUUACGGUGCGGCCAGCCAUCCUUGGUUGUCAACACGCGCGAGCCAGCCGCCCUCAGGAUGAGCAAGCUGUCGUUCAGGGCGCGCGCCCUGGACGCCUCCAAGCCUAUGCCGAUCUACAUGGCCGAGGAGCUGCCGGAUCUGCCAGAUUAUUCGGCCAUUAACCGCGCGGUGCCCCAAAUGCCCAGCGGCAUGGAAAAGGAGGAGGAAUGCGAACAUCAUCUUCAAAGAGCGAUAUGCACGGGUCUAAUCAUUCCUACUCCUGAAGUAACCGAUCUGACAGAUGUGGAAGCUUAUAACAAGAUAUAUCCUGCUGAUUAUAAGCUACCUCGCCAGCUGAUACACAUGCAACCCUUUGCCAUGGAACAAGACAUACCCGACUACGAUAUGGAUUCGGAAGACGAGAAGUGGGUUGCGCUGCAAAGCCGUAAGAUGGAAUUGACUCCUCUCCAGUUCGAGGAGAUGAUGGAUCGUCUGGAGAAGAGUUCGGGACAAACUGUAGUUACCCUUAACGAAGCCAAGGCACUUUUGAAGGAGGACGACGAUUUGAUUAUCGCGGUGUUCGACUAUUGGCUCAACAAGCGGCUCAAAACUCAACAUCCUCUGCUAUUAACGGUUAAAACGGAAAAUCGAUUCGGCUCGGCUGCAAACAAUCCGUAUCUCGCGUUCAGACGCCGCACGGAGAAGAUGCAGACGCGGAAGAAUCGCAAGAACGACGAGACCAGCUACGAGAAAAUGCUGAAGCUUCGUAGAGAUCUUAGUAGGGCGGUCACGCUACUGGAGAUGGUGAAACGCCGAGAGAAGACGAAGCGGGAACAUCUGCAUCUCACGAUCGAGAUCUACGAGAAACGGUAUCAGGCGCAGGACUACAGUGGACAGAUAUUGGCGGAAGUGUCGGCGUUGAAAGCUCCGAGGCCAGCAUUUGCUCCACUUUUCACCAAUCAGUUUGGCGUUCACCAAAAUUGGACAAAUAAAGUUUGUAAAGACGAAGUAGUACCCAGGAAAGAAAAGCGACAGUAUAAGAAGCGGAAACAUAAAACGGACAGCAGGGGAGGAAGCUUAGACGACACUGGUAUUCGUAGCGGAACGGGUAGUGGUGGCGGCCGAGGAAAUCGCCCAGGAGUUCUCGGAGGCGGGCUGGACCCGCUCAUCAGUUCGGACGAUGACAGCCCACUUCCAUCUCAUUCGCACUCCCAGCCCUCGUUACCCUCCGAUCGCGAUGACGAAGACACCGCAGACGAGGGUCAAUUCGCCUUUCGUCGAAAUAGGAAUAGCUCUUAUUUGCCGCCUGUAUUAAGUGGUUUGGGAAAUUGGCCUUGGUGUGAUAAAAACGAAGGCGGUUGUGCUGAUAAAAAGUACAGGUUUGCGCUGACCAGCAUUAGCAAACCGGUGCCGAGGUGUAUUGGCUUCGCACGACGGAGAGUUGGUCGCGGUGGCAGAGUAAUACUAGACCGUUACGCGGCCGAUGUGGACGAUUUAUGGUCUACCUUAGAUUUCACGAUACAAGACUCCAAUCGCGAGACAGCGGAUUCAAACGCGACUGCCACAGCAACGACUACCGUCAAAAAGGAAUGGUUACAUUUUCGACCAAAGACUCCGCCCGCGUCGGCGCACAGUCCAAGCGAGGAGAGUAGCGACGACACGGACGUGGACGUAGAGUCAACAGUGUCCCGAUCCAAGCUUCCAUACCCGUUCCCACCCGAGGCGACGUCCAUAUGCAUCGAGGUGGAGCCGGAACGCGCGGGUGACGAAUCGCCGUUUACGUCGGAGUUUAAUAUCGCGGAUUACUUCGCGACGGACGUGGUGUCGGACUUGGAGCUCGCGGUGGCGGGCUUCGGUAGUAGUAGUGGUAGUAGUACGGUUAGUGCGUGCGUCAGUGGUCUCUCAGACGGCAGCGCGAACGAAUCACGGACAGACGGCGAGCUGGGCAGUUCACGCUUCGUGAUGACGCCGCUCGCGAGUAGUCUGUUCGCGCCGCCUACCGCGGCACAGCAGACCCGGCUUACAACAUGUUGCAGUGGUGGUUCUAGUGUUGUACAUACUUGUACGAGUUCUUCGUCGAUUCCUCCGUCGUCCUCCGUCGUCGCGUGUACGACCAGUCAGGCCGCCGUGGCAUCGAGUACAGUGUCCACGCAGUGCACUGUCGGUGUCAGUGCCGCGGUCGACACGCAAUCGAAUCAUCAGCAACACAAGCAGCAACACAGACAAUUGCCGAACAACAGUCCCGCUGCCUCCAUUCUCUCGAAAUCCUUGACUAGUCCGACAAAUAACAGGAAUGGCGGCAGCUGCGGCGGUGGUGGUAGUGGCGGUGGUAGUGCAAAUGUUAGGGUGUUUAGUGCGAGUACCACGUGCAGCGGCAGCGGUGGCGGCGGCAACGGUGGUGGUGGUGGUGGUAGCAGUAGUAGUAGCGGCAACGGUAGUAACGUCACAAACUUUGGCAAUAGCCACCAGAACGGCCCGCUGCCGCACAUAAACAACUCCAACAAUCUGACGAACAGCACUCACGUCGUCAACAACCAGCAGUCCACGUUAGUUCUACCACAGAAGCAUCCACCGUCCAAUCUGUUACCCGGCCUGAUAACGCAAAGUAAAUUGGCGAGCCUCGCGAGGCAGCAACAGCAACAGACGCAAAAUCAGGCGCCGCAGGUCCCAACGUCCGGGGAAAUUACGCUUAAUAGUAAUAGUGAAAGUUUGGAUAUGGAAGUGGAUGGAGUGGACGGUUCGCCGUGCGACAGCAAGCCGCAGCAGCAACAGCUUGUACGGGCGAACAAAACAAAUUCACUGGCGAUGGAAGUGACAUGAUGCCUGCUGUCGGCACCCCUGUUGCCGCCAAUACGUCACUGGGGGCUUCGCUAAUUCUCUUACCUUGCCUAUGAUGUCUGCUUCGGGCGGAAGAUCGAACGCGUACUGACGGUAUACUGCGCUACGUUGACGUGAAAGAGAGAUACACGGCUAGGUAUAAUUGCUCCUCCGAUCAGUUGUUUUGUCAUGGCGACGAUAAUCAGCGAUAGCGUGGAUUCUAAUGCAAGUACCAAGUUUCUUUUUUUUCUCUCCGUCGGGGGG
Molecule: messenger RNA, 3330 nt
Organism: Vollenhovia emeryi
Lineage: Eukaryota; Metazoa; Arthropoda; Insecta; Hymenoptera; Formicidae
Gene: E(Pc)
Product: enhancer of polycomb homolog 1
Exons: 10
Coding region: 328-3069 (913 amino acids)
Biological process (GO): regulation of transcription by RNA polymerase II
Cellular component (GO): piccolo histone acetyltransferase complex
Source: RefSeq, a predicted model, not a curated record